GCCCCCAGGGCCUCCGCAGCGGGGGGGCUGCCACGCCCAGCCCCGAUCGGCAGGGGAGGCCUAGGAGCAGCAGCACGUGCCCAGAGGGCAGCCAUGGGAGCGGCUCUGGGGGUUCACCCCACAGGCAGGCCAGGCCCCUUUAUGGCUUAAUGGCCCUGUCUGUGUCACAGAUACAGCCAGAGAGAAUGGGGGACUGAACCCCGUUACGGACAGGCACCCCACUCCAGAGCUGGGCGCAUCUUGGAACUAGGAUGCGUAACCGGCCGCCCCGCCCCAGAGGUGGCUGCAUCCCAGCGCUGGGCGAGGGGUCUCUGGGUAACCGGCCGCCCCACCCUAGAGGUGGCUGCAUCUCAGCUCUGGGUAAUGGGUGCCUGGGUUACCGGCCGCCCCGCCCCAGAGGUGGCCACAUCUCAGCGCCGGGCGAGGGGUCCCUGGCCUCCCCACCCCAGAAGUGGCCGCAUCUCAGCACCAGGUGAGGGGUCUCUGUGUUCCCGGCCACCCCGCCCCAGAGGUGGGCACAUCUCAGCGCCGAGCGAGGGGUCCCCGGCCACCCCGCCCCAGAGGUGGGCACAUCUCAGCGCCGGGCGAGGGGUCCCCGGCCGCCCCGCCCCAGAGGUGGGCACAUCUCAGCGCCGGGCGAGGGGUCCCCGGCCGCCCCGCCCCAGAGGUGGGCACAUCUCAGCGCCGGGCGAGGGGUCCCCGGCCGCCCCGCCCCAGAGGUGGGCACAUCUCAGCGCCGGGCGAGGGGUCCCCGGCCGCCCCGCCCCAGAGAUUCUGAUCCCAGCGAUCCACAUCCAGGCGACCGGCCGGCAGGGCUGCUGCGGGAACCGCUGUGGGAUGUUCCUGUCCAUCCUCUUCGCCCUGGUGGGGGUGGCCGGCUCUGUCUACGCCGUGAGCGUCUCCGCCCUGGGGCUGGUGAACGGGCCCCUGUGCCAGGUGCAGGAGGCCAACGGCAGCCUCAGUACAUGGGCACAGCCCUUCCGCAGCACCCACGAGGAGCUCAGCGAGCAGAGCUACCUGUUCAACACCUCGACGUGGGACGCGUGUGUGAACCCGCCCGGCGUGAUCCGGUUCAACGUGAUCCUCUUCUCCCUGGUGCUGGUAGCGGCGCUGAUGGAGCUGCUGCUCUGCAGGGUGCAGGUGCUGAACGGCCUCUUCGGCUGCCUCUGCGGGACCUGCAACAAGAAACAGGACAGGGGCCCCAAGGUCAGACCCCACAGCCGAGCCGGCCCCGCGCCCCACCCCAGAGCCAGCCGCAUCUCCGCACCGGCGACAGAUCCCUGUACAAACAGCCCGUGCCCCACCCCAUAGCCAGCCCCAUCUCCGCACCGG
Gopherus flavomarginatus (Mexican gopher tortoise) is the source of this 1332-nucleotide messenger RNA. RefSeq names its product transmembrane 4 L6 family member 5-like. The transcript has 6 exons. The coding region runs from base 364 to 1311 and encodes 315 amino acids. Gene Ontology annotation, cellular component: membrane. The record is from RefSeq and is a predicted model, not a curated record. NCBI's taxonomy places the organism in Eukaryota, Metazoa, Chordata, Testudines, Testudinidae.